CGUCAACAUUUGUGUCUGGGUAAGCUAGAGAACCGAGGAAGUUUUGGCCUCCCCUCCUGGAAGUGGAUUUUGAGGAUUCAGCGAUGGACUUUCACCAAUAACUUUUCCUUACUUUACAGUGAUCAUAUACCUGACUCACUGUUUAGUUCAGCAGCAUGUUUCAUCGCCAUGGGAUGACUGGUUAGUGGAACUGUGGCUGUCAGUAAUUUAGCUAAAAUGUCCUGCAGGGUGGACAUAUCUUACUAACUGAUAGCACCCACAGUCGCAACAACUGUUUCAUAUCAGCGCAGUUACACAGCCAUGGGCUUCUUUUCGCCUCUUUGCAAGAUUUCGAGGAGGGGGAAAUAUUUUGUACUGCUCCUUCUUUUGCUCUCGGUCCUUGCAUGGAUCGCAACUUUUUCAGGCGAAACAGUAAAAUCUGGUCGGUUUUUCUCCGCCACACCACAAACUCUUAUCAAAGAAGACACUCUGAGGGUUAAAGUCAACACUUGGACGGAGGCAACAAAUCUCUUAAAAACUCCACCCCCGAAAGUAGAAUGCCCUCAGGAGUCACCAUUGCUACAGGGAGCUCUGAAGCUUUCCUUUGAAGCCUCUCUGAAACUGAAGGAUGUGGUGAGUGACAACAAAGGAGUGACUGAAGGAGAGUACACGCCCCCAGACUGUACAGCGAGGCAGAGUGUAGCGAUCCUCAUCCCUCAUCGCAGCCGAGAGAGACACCUCCUCUACCUGUUGCACCACCUGCACCCCUUUCUGCAGAGGCAGCAGCUACACUACGCCAUUUAUGUCAUCCAGCAGGCUGGUGAUGCAACUUUUAACCGAGCCAAGUUACUCAAUGUCGGGUAUUUGGAGGCACUGAAGGACUACAGUUGGGAGUGCUUCAUCUUCCAUGAUGUGGACCUGGUUCCUGAAAACGAUCACAACUUGUAUGUCUGUGACAAGCAGCCCAAACACUUGGUGGUUGGCCGGAAUGCCACAGGAUACAAGCUGCGGUACAAAGGCUACUUUGGAGGAGUCACAGCAAUGACCCGAGAGCAGUUCCUUCAAGUGAAUGGAUUCUCAAACACUUACUGGGGUUGGGGUGGAGAAGAUGAUGACCUUCGCAUCAGAGUUGAGCUGCAGAAAAUGAAGAUUUUGCGGCCACCCGCUGAUGUAGCUCGCUACACCAUGGUGUUUCACAAACGGGACAGUGGCAAUGAAAUAAACAAAGACCGGAUGAGGUUGUUAGGACGAACACAGCAGGUAUGGAGAAAGGAUGGACUGAACAGCUGCUCAUAUAAGACUAUGUCAGUAGAGAGGCUCCCUCUUUAUGUGAAUGUUACUGUGGACAUUGGUAAGCCAUAGAGUUGAGAUGAACUGUAAGCCCUGCUGUGACUACAAAAUAUUUUAUAUGGUAUGUUCAGUCCAUUGAGUGCAGAAAGCUACUACAUGGUGUGUACAAGACACCUUUUUAAGCACACGAAUGCACAUUGCUUUCAUUAGUUUACAUAUUAGACUUACGUUAAGCUGACAACUACAUAUUUGCACAUUUUUGCAUACGUCCUGCCUUAAUUUCUUCAUAUUGUGACCAGUCUGUAACUAAAAUUAAUCAGUUUUAUCUUUCAAUUAAUGAUGGGCCUUGGUCAAAUAAAGAAUUUGCUGACAUC
Molecule: messenger RNA, 1643 nt
Organism: Etheostoma cragini (Arkansas darter)
Lineage: Eukaryota; Metazoa; Chordata; Actinopteri; Perciformes; Percidae
Gene: b4galt4
Product: UDP-Gal:betaGlcNAc beta 1,4- galactosyltransferase, polypeptide 4
Exons: 7
Coding region: 301-1341 (346 amino acids)
Biological process (GO): carbohydrate metabolic process
Molecular function (GO): glycosyltransferase activity
Source: RefSeq, a predicted model, not a curated record